Molecule: messenger RNA, 2484 nt
Organism: Rotaria sp. Silwood2
Lineage: Eukaryota; Metazoa; Rotifera; Eurotatoria; Philodinida; Philodinidae
Source: the annotation of a GenBank genome assembly
AUGCCACGUGGUAAUCUUGAAACAAUUUAUCCUCGACCAUUAUUAUUAACAUAUAUUUGUUCGGAAUUAAUCGAUAGUGAAACAAUAAAUUAUAAACGUGCAUUUGAAUUAAUGCGUAAAAAUCGUCUUAAUCUUAAUUUUCUUUAUGAUUAUAAACCAAAACAAUUUUAUGAUUAUAUUCCAAUAUUUAUUUCUAAUUUACGUAAUGAUGAUGAUAUAUGUUUAUUUUUAAGUGAAAUUGAUAAUGAAAAAAAUACACGAGAUGAAUAUAUGAAAUAUAUAUUAAAACAAGAAAAAAAUCCUUCAACAGAUACUCAACAAUGGCAUCCAAAAGCAAAUUUAUUAUGUGAAAAAUUUCGUUCAUAUCUUUUAUCAACAACUAAUUCAUUAGAACAUAUUAAUUCCAUAUUAACAACUUAUGUAAAACAAUCACCAUCAAAUAUGGAAGGUUCUUUAGUAUAUUUAAAUCAACAUCCAAAAUAUUUUGAUAAUGCUAUACGUUAUUUAACAUAUUUUAUUGAUAUUGAUCGUUUAUAUGAUAUUGCAUUAGGUACAUAUAAUUUUGAUCUUGUUUUAAUGAUAAGUGAAAAAACACAAAAAGAUCCAAAAGAAUAUUUACCUGAAUUAAAUCAAUUACGUUCAAUAGAUAAUUAUCAUUGGCAAAAAUUUAAAAUUGAUUGUCGUUUAAAACGUUAUAAGAAAGCAAUUGAAAAUGCAUGUGAUUAUUUUAUUGAACAAUUAUUAAAUAAAAAACAAAAUCAAUAUGAUGAAAAAUUUCAAGAAUUUGUUAAUAUUUUAGAAAAUAAUCGUUUAUAUAAAUUAGCUAUAAAAAAAUUUCUAUCAAAUCAACAAAUACAAUCAACUAUGGAAUAUAUUAAUCAAAUUAUUAAAUUAUAUGGAGAUUAUUUAAUGACAAAAAAAUAUUAUAUUGAAGCUGCACUUAUUUAUGAACGAGGAAAAUUUUAUGAACAAGCAAGUAAAGCUUAUAGACAAGGAAAAGAUGUACAAAAUUCAUUGAAAUUAUUACCGAAUAUAUCUAAAGAAAUAAAACAACCCAACAUUAAUAUGGACCAAUAUCGUUCAUUAGCUGAACAAUUUCGUCAUGAUUCAUUAUAUAUUGAAUCUGGUCAAAUCUAUGAAAAUUAUCUUGAUGAUAAUGAAGAAGCUCUUGUUUCUUAUUUACAAGGUCAUGAAUGGUCUCAUGUUAUUCGUCUAUUUUCAACAUCAUUAAAUGAUCGUCAUGAUUUAUAUGAACAUGAAUUUCUUUCAACAUUUAAUAGUUUUCAUGAUGAUAUACAACGACAAAUUCAUAAUGAUUAUGAAAAAUUUCAAUCAUAUACAAAACGUCUUUCAAUUCUUCGAACAAAUCUUUUUCAAUAUAUAAAAGAAAUACUUGAUUCAGGUCGAGAUUAUGAUAUUGAUGAAAAUGAUGAUCAAUCAGAUAAUGAUGAUCAACAAAUCAAUGAUGAUCGACGAACAUUAAUUACACGUACAAAUCGACAUAAUGAUGAUAGUGGUUCAAUACGAACACGUUUAACAAAAAAAUCUGGUUCAAUAACAUCAAGUAAAAAAUCACAACGACGUGCUGCACAACAACAAGAACGAUUAGUACAAUUAAAAGAAGGUUCAAAACAUGAAGAUCUUGCAUUAGUACGUGAAUUAUGGUUAUUAAUAACAAAAUUUGAUAAAUUAAAUUUUGAUAUUCGUCAUAUGAAUAAAAUAUGUUAUCAAAUAAGUACAUAUCAAAAUUCAUUAGAUUAUGAACAAAAAGGUGAAUUAUUACAAAAUAAAUAUAAUGAAUAUAUAAAUUCAAUUGAAAAACAAUUAACAACAAUAUGGUUAAGUAAUCUUGAUCAACAACAACAGCAGGAAAAUGUUCAAGUAAUGGUUAUAAAUAAAAAAAUUCGAGAAAAAUUUAAAAAAGAUCUUGAUCUUAUAUCGAAUCAAUAUCGUGUUUCACCGACAUUAACUUCAAAAACUUCACAAUGGAAACUUGUUCUUUUUGAUACGGAUAUUUCUAAUAAAAAUAAAAUCAUGACUGAACUUAAUGAUGAUUUCUAUUUACGAUAUUAUGUUGGUCAUAAAGGAAAAUUUGGACAUGAAUUUCUUGAAUUUGAAUUUCGACCUGAUGGAAAAUUACGUUAUGCAAAUAAUUCGAAUUAUAAAAAAGAUACUUUAAUUCGAAAAGAAGUUUAUGUUAAUCGAACUAUUAUUGAAGAAUUAAAACGUAUUGUUAAUGAAACAGAUAUUAUGAAAGAAGAUGAUGCUGUUUGGCCACCACAAGAUCGUACUGGUCGACAAGAAUUGGAAAUAGUUCUUGGUGAUGAACAUAUUUCAUUUACAACAGCAAAAAUUGGUUCAUUAAUCGAUAUAAAUAAUAGUCGUGAUCCCGAUGGUUUACGUUGUUUUUAUUAUUUGGUUCAAGAUUUGAAAUGUAUUGUUUUUUCACUUAUUGGUCUACAUUUCAAGAUUCAACCAAUUUAA